UUCGAUUGUUACCAAAUUAAAAAUAGGGGAAGAUAACAGAUCCAUCAAAGAAGCUACGACUGUACUGUGAGAGUCGGGAGAUAUCACGGCAACACGAAGCAUCUGGGGCAACAAAAAUUUAGAGGUCCGAAUCAGAUCAUUGUCUUUUUCAUUCCAUCGGGACAAAAGAAGAAGAUAGAAUAACUAGAAUGGUCUACCUGAAUUUGAUCGGGCGCUCGUCUUCCAGGCUGAUCUCCGCUCGAGCAUGCCGGCAGAGACCGCAGUCCUUGCUGCUGUCGUCCACAACAACGCCAGCAUCCUCCUCGGUUUUACCUGUGGGUUCGUCUCCGUGGAAUUGCACCGAUGGGAGCCACCAAACCACCAAUACGAUCAAUGCCAUGGCCGUUCGAUCGAAGCACUCGUCGACACAGAUCAAGAGACUCUUCAAACAGAACCCCGCCAAACGCCGAAUCGCUCUCCGAGACAAACGGGCGAACGCGGCGGCUGGAGUAGUAGACGACAACGACGAAGGAAUCAUUCCAGAGGCGACCCUUUCACCCAUAGUUCCGGAACCAACCAUUUUUAGGAACGGAUGGAACCCCCCCUCCGWAAAUAGACCGGAGUACCCAUUUCUUGUCUCCCGAACAAAAAACAAACCGAACGAUGCGGUUGGCUUUCUUCCCGUUUACUCGGAAUUUCGGUGAGUAUCGAAUCGAUUCGGCAGUGUCCUAUCCUGUCCCAUCCUUCCGUGAUGCAUGCAAUAAAUGAUCUUGUUGUUGCUGUGUUUUUCUUUUUUUGAUGGAUCGAUAGGCACACGUUGUUCUUCUUUGAUGUUGUUUUUAGAAUCGGUUUUUUGACAUAUGUGGACGAUGAUUUCUAGAUUGCACGAAGCACCAUCAUGAUAAAGUAAAUCGAAUCUAACCGCAGACAUCCUCUCACCCUGAUUCUGGUCUUGCUUUUGAUCCGGUCCAACCAACCAUACCAACGGUACGAACAAACAAACAACAACAGAAAGGAUGGCGCUCGGGUGACGACCCGGAUCAAAAAAGUCUCGGGUGAUCGGGAACUGUUCCUUAACGAGUUGAGGGCAGCCCUGCAGAUCCCCGUUCCAAAAAAUCCUAGAGAGGAUAACAUCCGUAUCCGCACCGGCGGGACCAUCGAAGUAAAGGGAAACCGCGUGAUGGAAGUCAAAACAUGGCUGGCCGGCCUUGGAUUCUAGAGAGCAUUGUGCAUGGGUGCUGUGACGMUAUUUUCUAGAUCGGAGAGCACUUUCGGAUUGAAAAAGGCACUGGGACCAAAUUGCUCCUCUCACUCGUUCGUUGGUUAGUUCGUUGGGCAGCCUGGAUUGAUGUCACGGUGCACGACGCGACGUAACAGCUCUAAAUUUCGAUUUGGUUUACAUGCAAACGGAUGUAGAUUCAAAUGAUUUCAGAGCCUCGAUCGCUCCCACACACGAGCAAUCCAGGCUUUCUCCAUUCAACUCGCCUUUGACUUUCGUGUUUGUCGUACAGUACAAAGAAGCAACACGGCACAGUUUCUUGUCUAACAUAGUAUUAUUAGCUACUGCACCCGCCCUUAUCAACAUGAGUAAAUGAUUAAGCUGUUU
This is a messenger RNA of Pseudo-nitzschia multistriata, 1585 nucleotides long. Lineage: Eukaryota; Bacillariophyta; Bacillariophyceae; Bacillariales; Bacillariaceae. The record is from the annotation of a GenBank genome assembly.